This is a messenger RNA of Chaetomium strumarium, 850 nucleotides long. RefSeq lists its product as uncharacterized. The record is from RefSeq and is a predicted model, not a curated record. NCBI's taxonomy places the organism in Eukaryota, Fungi, Ascomycota, Sordariomycetes, Sordariales, Chaetomiaceae. The transcript has a single exon. Bases 138 to 587 code for a protein of 149 amino acids.
CAGCAACCCUUGCAGCCCUGUUGAAGAUCCGCACCAGCUUAAUAACAAAAGCAACUUGAUGGAAACGGCAGUAAAGACUCAAGGGUAUCUUAUGUAUUGUACUGCCUAGUACAAUACAAUGCAAUGACAUCUAUGAUAUGGUACGUGCCCCAGGCUUGAUAAGGACGACCGACCUCCUAGGCUGUCUGCGAUCUUGGUUCAAAGUCCGAUUCACACAGGACAAUACGGAUACAGGCCAAGCCUGGCUCGCCUGGCUGACAUCCAUUGAACCUACAGUUGCGUCAUACAUCGGGCAAGUCUGCAAAUCUCCAGAAUCAUCCCAUACCAUAUACGUGGUCUUCUGUCGUCGAGAUUUCGGCUCACUUGCACCGCUCUUUCUAUCCGGCGAGCCAUUGUGCCAUCGAGAUGCCAAAACCCCGAGUGGGAAAUCCACAUCGAGAAGUUGUGAGGCGAUGCCGAGGGCUUUUUAUCUGACCACAGUUUGCUGUUAUCUCCCCUUCAUGAGUCCAACCAUGUGGUUCUGGGUGUUUGCCCCCCUGGAGCUAAAGUUAGGCACCGUGGUCAAAAUUUGGAGAUGGGUUGGUUAAGAUGACGAACCGUGCCAUUGGUGUGCGCCUACCUAACAACAGCAAUGCUUGCCGCAAUCUCUGGGUUGCUUGACUGACCUUACUUUGCUAAUGAAACCCCCUAUACGAAAUUCCCGCGUUGGCUCCUCCAAGACGCUGCAAAGCUCCACGCUUAGUUAGCAUGACCCGUGGGCUGAGGCUUUCGGUGGCCUAUGUCUUGGCACAACUGGUUCCUGCCCCCCAUGUUGUUGGCACUGUUGUGACCAUGACAACUACGAGGGUCA